ACUGAUAGAAAAUUUUUCAUAGGUGAUAUGGCUGUUUAUAAAACUUUAAAUAAUUUCAUAUAAAUCUUAAAUCUAAUUUGCUUUCAUAGGUAAUUUCUAAUUUAUUAAUUUUGGAUCCCUUUAGAAGGAAAUAAAGAAUUAUAAAUUUAGAAACUAUUAGUAUGUAUCAUAAUAAUAGUUGAAUUAACAUUAUUAUACGAAGUUGCUGUUGUUGUUGUUAAAAAACUUACUAAUUAGAGACACCGUUACUCUUUAUUUAUGAAUGUGGGAAUCUUCAACAUAGUCAACCAUAAGAUUAAGGAGAGUGGCGGCAUGUAUGAAGAAUGGAGCUCAUUGCCACUGGAGGGUGGAGGGAGAGGUGUGUUGGGUGCGGUGGGUGGCCGGGAUGUGGUGCUGGCGGUCAUGAGGCAGCUGGCUUCUCAUGAGCCAAGCCCACUUACAACUGAUGCAGAAGUGGAGUGGGUGCUGGAGGUGGUGCGGUACGGGCUGGGGCUGCCGCUGAGCGAGCACGAGGCGCUGCGCGACUGCGUGCGCGUGUGCUGCGCGUGGCUGGCGCCGCUGCUGCCGGCCGCCGCGCCGCCCGCGCCGCCGCCGCCCGCCACGCCGCCGCCCGUGCGCGCGCACCCGCACCGCUACGCGCGCAAGAUCCUGCGCCACCUGCAGAACCUCUUCCUGCCGCGCCCCGACGAGACUCUCUCAUUUAUAUACCAAAUGGAUGUGGGCGGCGACCUGAUGAGCAAGCAGGCGGUGCUGUGCCACCGCGUGCUGCGGCUGGCGCGCGCGCUGGCGGGCGGCGGCGCGCUGGGCGGCGGCGAGUGGCGCGCGCUGCUGCUGCUGCUGCUGGCCGCGGCGGCCGCGCUGCUGGCGCCGCCCGCGCCGCACCACGCGCAGGCCGACCAGCUCACGCAGCGCGUGCUGUGCGUGCUGUUCGAGGUGUGGAUCCUGGCCUGCCACCGCUGGUUCCCGCCGCCGCCGCUGUGGCGCACGCUGCGCGAGCAGUGCGUGCGCUGGCGGCACCGCGCGCCGCUCACCGACCAGUGGGCGCGCGCCUCGCUCUGCCUCACCGCGCGCCUGCUCGCAAUCAUGUACGGGCCCGCCUUCCCCGCCAUGCCCGUCGGCGAAGAAGACGCGAACCUAGUGCCGGCCGACAUGAGCGCGGAGGCUGUGAUGCAGAGCUGGUACCGCAUGCUGCACACCAUCGGUAACCCGGUCGACCUGUGUCGGCCACACCUCAUCAGUCAGACGCCCGAUUUCCUACAGUAUUCCAUGUCCACUGGUAGUAGUGGCAACGCGCGGGAGCCGUGGCAGCAUCCGUGCCUGGCAGCGCUGCCCGCCAUCUUCCACAAGGCCAUGCGCGGGCUCGCAGCGCACGUCGACGCCUUCCUCGGGCGCGGCGCGGAGCGGUGGUGGCUGGAGUGCGGGGCGGGGGCUGGCGGCGGCGGGGGCGGGGGCGGGGGCGGGGGCGGGGCCGGCGGCGGCGGGGGCGGCGCGGGCGGCGGGGCGGCGGCGGGCGGCGGCAGCAUGGACAGCGUGUGCGAGGAGGACACGCCGCCCACGCACCGCCGCCUCGCCAAGUCCUUCAGCGUGUCCGCCUCGCGCCCCAGGGACAAGCCGCCGGACAAAAGCACACCGCGCACGUCGCUGAUCGGCCUGACGGGCAGCCGGCCGCCAAGCGUGGCGCCCACCACACCGCCCAACUCCAUAUCUUCGCAAGUGUGCGAAUCGGAGAAGCCGCCGCUGGCGCCGCUGCGGCCGAAGGUCAACUCCAUCUUCCAUCUGUUCGGCGAGUGGCUGUUCGAGGCCGCGCUUAUCGGCACCACGCCUGCUUAUAACAAUAGUCAACAACGCGCAGACGGUACUCCGCCGCCCCCGUCGUUGUCGGAUGCACAAUACAAACUGAACAUGUUGAGCUACCAGCCAGGUCGUGCGGAGGCGCUGGGCGCCGUGUGCCGCGUGCUGUGCUCGAAGCAAAGCCGCGAGGAGGUGCUGGCGCCGUACCUGGCGCGCUGCCUGGCGGCGCUACGUCACGGCCUGCGGGAUCCGCACGUCGCCGCCGCGGUCGUGCUCAACUCGCCUGAUAUAUUCCGGUUGGAUUUAGACGGUGUUCUAGUAUUGGUACCGGAUUACAUAACGGCACUGGACCGAAUCCUAUCGGAGAGGGAGCCGAAAUUGGAAUGCGGCGGCAUAGACAAACGCGAGCUGCGCAAGGCUGCCAUUAGUGCGCUGUUGUCGCUUGUCGCUUUCCCCUACCACUACAGGGGGUUACCGGUCCCGGAGUUCCCCGGUUGUAAUGAAUACGCGGGCAUGACGCUGGGCGAGCUGACGCGCGGCAAGCUGUCGCUGAUGUGCGUGGCGGCCGUGCAGGUGGAGUGGUCGGACGCGCUGGCCGUGCCGCUGCUGGCGGCGCUGUACCUGUGCGUGCGCCACCUGGCGCCGCCCGCGCCCGCCGCGCCGACCGCGCCGGACGUUUUAGCGCGGUCGGAUAGCGGCAGUGCGACGGGCAGCGACGGCCAAUCCUCGCUGGAGGACUUUGCCGCCGACGUUAGAGAACUAGACCCGUCCUCACCUGUUUUCGGCGCAGCGCUGGUGGUGCGCGCGACGUACCUGGUGUGCCACCGGCUGAUAUCGUCGUGGAAGGGCGACCUGCAGGUGUCGCUCGCCGCGCUCGAGCUGCUCUCCGGCCUCGCCGAGCUGCACUCCGCCAAGCCUGAGGCUGGCGAGCGCGCGCGCGCGGUGCGCUGGGUGUGCGAGUACAUCGGCGUGCAGUGCGGCCGGCCGCCGCAGGCGCACUCGCGCGACCUGCACUCGUGCGUGGUGGCGGCCUACGGCUGCCUGGCCGCCUGGCUGUGCCCCGCGCUGCUGGCCGACGCCGCCUGCCUCGCCGCGCUGCUCGACGUCGUCGAGCUCGGCCUCUCGGGCGCCAAGAGCCAGCCCGGAAAACCAGGGGAGCAACCGAAAAUGAAAGACGAGAAAGAACUAAAGCCGGUAUCUAUGAGGGUCCGAGAUGCCGCCGAGUCGUUACUUAUGCUAAUUUUGGAACAGACGGGCACAAGUGGUAGUGGUGGAGGCGAGGGGUGGUGCCGGCUGGACGAGCGGUGGCUGGCGGCUCUGGGGCACGGCCGCCUGCGGCACUACGUGGCCGACGGUGGCGUGCUGCUGUCGCUGCUCGAGGAGCCGCUCGCCAACAGCCAGGAGCCGCAGCCCACACUCAUCGUGAUCAUCCGCUGCGGGUGGGGCCGGUACGCGUGGUCGCUGAGCAGCCGCGGCGCGGCGCGGUGUGCGGGCCGCGGCGGCGGCGCGGCGUGCGCGCGCCCCGUCGACAUCCGCCCCGCGCCGGCCCCGCGCCCGCAGCCCGCCUGCCUGCCCCUGCCGCCCGCGCCCGCGCCCGCCUGCGCCGUAGAUUCUGCGUUUCCAACAUUAGAGUCAGUGUUGAAGCAGCUCAACGACCCUGAGGCGCCACUUUUGUUCAAGCUUUUAGAGCAGCAAGCUGCUAUCGAGAAACGCGUGAGAGAGAGCGAAGAUAAUGUUGUACCCGAAGAAUACGUUCCGCCGGAACCAGUGACUGAGUUCCAAACGGCGAGAUUGUUUCUCUCUCAUUUUGGUUACUUAAACAUCGGUGGUGACAAGAAGGGCGGGCCGCCGCGGCUGGUGGCGCUGCGCGGCGCGGCGCCGGGGUUCGCGGGCGCGCUGCGGCGGCUGGACGCCACGGGCGCGCGCGCCGCGCUCACCGUGCACGUGUUCUGCGCGCGCGCCGGCCGCGCCUGCGCGCCGCGCAUGCUGGCCGACGUGCGCCGCGCGCGCGGCCUGCCGCCCGCCUUCCUGCGCAUGCUGCGCGGGCUGGGCUCGCCGGUGCGCGUGCGCGGGCACGGCGGCUGGGCGGGGCACGCGGCGCGCAGCUACGACGCGCAGCCGCCCGACGCGCCGCGCGCCUGCCGCACGCCGCCCGAGCCCGGCUCGCCCGCCAUCUACGACGGCAUCGACCAGAUACUAUACUGGGCGGACGCAACGAAUGAGAUCGCGUUCAUAGUGCCGUCAGCGGAGGAGACCGACACCGACGACAGGCAGAACGACAGCAUCAAAUCAGACGUCGAUGGAUCGUGCAUCUCUGUCAGGAGUUCGGUAAGCGGUGGCGAUGCGGGCGGCGGAGGUUCGUGCUGGGACGUGUCAGGUGGCAGCUCAGGCGCUGCGUCUUACGAGCGUGCCGCUGCCGAGCCGCUCGGCGACAAGGGUCGUGCACUCUCGCUCGAGCUCGACAAGCAGAGUUCCUCGCUCAGCGGCAGUGGAAGGCGCAAUAGAGAUUUUACGACAAAAAUACUCAUCAUCUGGCUAGAGGACUUCGAGGAUCACCUAAAUUUGCCUAUAGACGAGCUGCUGCGCAAGUGCGAGACGGGCGUGCCGUGGCGGCGACACGAGGUGUGCGUGGUGUGCGUGAGCGCGCAGCGCAGCGGGCUGGUGCGCGUGCGCACGUGGCGCGCGGCGUGCGGCGCGCUGCCCGACGGCGCGCUGCUGGCGCCGCGCCUGCUGCCCCACUGCCUGCGCCGCGCCGCGCUCCACGCCGCGCGCCGCGACCGCCUCAACACUGACCUGUACCAGCCGCCCCACGUGCGCCGGCGACACCUCAUACAGGAGCUGGCGCAGAACUACAAGAUGGACCUCACCGAGCCGGAGCUGCUCGAGUCGCUGUUCAAGCCGCCACUAUAAAUUUACAUUUUACAUUUUAAAUAAAUCGUACUUAAUAUUUAACAUGGAGUGCUUAAUUAUAUCUUAGUUGAAAAUAAAUUAUUUAAAGUAUUAAAAUUAUUAUCUAAUUUUAAGACUGAUAUUAAUUUUUAUUAAUAAAUUAUAUUGCGACAUUCCUGUAAGUUAUUAUUAAAUAUAAGAAAAAUUUUAACACCAUAUUUUAUUUACUAAAUGUAAUGUUACGAGUAUAAUCUUAAAUAAAAUGUAAUAAAUUAAAAAAAGUUAUAAAA
Galleria mellonella (greater wax moth) is the source of this 4970-nucleotide messenger RNA. RefSeq names its product ral GTPase-activating protein subunit beta. Gene Ontology annotation, biological process: regulation of small GTPase mediated signal transduction; activation of GTPase activity. The transcript is spliced from 30 exons. The coding region runs from base 259 to 4701 and encodes 1480 amino acids. The record is from RefSeq and is a predicted model, not a curated record. Lineage: Eukaryota; Metazoa; Arthropoda; Insecta; Lepidoptera; Pyralidae. Gene Ontology annotation, molecular function: GTPase activator activity.